Vitrella brassicaformis is the source of this 1543-nucleotide messenger RNA. The record is from the annotation of a GenBank genome assembly. Lineage: Eukaryota; Vitrellaceae.
GUUGGUUAAACUUGGUUUCUGCGACGAUGGCGGCGAUUCAGCGGCUGCUGACGACGGCGUGUGCUGCGCUCCUCGUUUUUUCGCUGGGGAUCGAUGCAUAUCUUCCUGGUGCACGCAUCGCCCCAGAUGUGCUCUCACAGCAGCAGCCAUCGAGGCACACGAGUCCACAAACGAAACUGCACGCCUUCCGGCCAAUGGACAACAGAGCGAGGGAGCAGAGAACCGUCGGCCAAAACCAGGUCAGGCAGACAGAAAGACAAGCAGUAUGCAGACAGGGUGUAUCUAUGCGUGUGUGUGUGUGCGUGUAUGUGUUGGUGGCAGAUGAUGAUAGAGCUGCAGAAGCCGCUGGGCAUCGAGUGGAACCAAGAUGAAUUCGGAAAUGUCUACGUCCGCAAACUCACUCCUGGGUGAGUGAGGGAGGGGAGGAGAAUGACGGGCCCAGCACACUGCAUGUGGAGAUCUGGUCGUUCUCACGCUCUCUCUGUUGCUCACAGCGGCAAUGCGGAUCAGAGCGGAGCCAUCAAGCCGGGCAACCAGCUGCUGAUGGUGAGUGCGGCGUGGGGUGACGAGAUGUGGUCGACCAAGGGCAGCGGUGUCAACAUGGUUGAGACGGCCAUCCGCAACAGGGCCCAGCCGCCAGUCAGGCUCGUCUUCGCCACACCUAAGGGCCAGACAACAGGACCUGCCGUCGCCAAGACCAAGAGCGACGCCGAGGUGAGGAAGAAAUGAGUGGCCACCCGCAGUCGACACACAAAUGGAUCUGUCUGUCUGUCUGUCUGUGUGUGUGUGUGUGUCUGGCUGCAGCUGCUGAAGGAGCUUCAGGCGGAGGAGGACGAGAGGAAAAAGGAUAAGAAGUUCUUCGGGCUUUUCUGAUCAUUGAUUGCGACAUCGGUGUGCAUGUGGUUUUGAGGGUGUGAUGGAUGUGCUGCCUGCACGAAUCGAGUAGAUGGACAGACAAGUGGAUGGAUAGGCUGAAUGCGUCACUGCGUGUGUGCCUGAGUUGCUUUUCUCGUCCAUGCAAUUACUGAUUGUAGAGGACGGACGGUGGACACCUUGCGACUGCGUGCCUGUCUCGAGAAACCGAGUAUUCGGUGCAUUUCUCGGUUUCUCGAGACGAGCAAGCCGCCACAGGGCGUCCUCACCGCUCCUCAAACAAUCAGCCACAUUCAUCGAAGAGUCAGCCACAUUUUUUCAUGGCGAUCCCCGCAGGCUGGCAGCGAGAGGGUCUCCGGCUUUAGCUAAUGGAGGCCACGUCAUCCAUGCAAUGCCACGACAGCGAUUGUUUCCCAGACGCGAUUGUUUCGAUCCCUUGCCGUCAGUCAGUGCGACUGAUGGAAGGGCGAGUUCUCACUUACAUACUAUCGUAUGUUGCUCGCCUCACUUAACGUGCACCUACUGCUCACGUGUGCGUGUCUCUUUUUGGUGUGUGGGCGGGGCGGGGGGCAGUGUGAGCAUGUGUCAUGUGUCCUGUGUCCUCUCUGUGUGUGUGUGAGAUGAUGUGGAUUUGGGCGAUCGGCUUGAUCAGUGCGAUGCGCUUCCGAAC